CAGUGGCCUGGUACAUCCCUCCAUCUGCCCGCCUGCGCCGGGGUCUGUUCUAUAAUAAGAGUCUUUGGCAGCUGUUUUGUGCCUUGGCUGCAUGCCAGCCUCCCGGCAGUUGCUCUCGGAGAAAGCCUGUUGCCUCCAUUUCCCACGUCGUCCGCUCCAGCUCCUUGCUUGUCCCACGAUGCUGUCGCUUCCGUCCUUGCGGGUGGGCAUCCUGACCGGAAGAAGGGUCCUGGCUGCUGCUGGUGUCCGAGCAGCCCAUGGGCAUGGUGGGCAUGUCGCAGCCCAAGAAGAUCUCUCGGUGCCUAUGUAUUAUGACAAGCGCAGCUUCCCACUUCCGGAUACCUCUUUUUGCAAGGAGCUGGACACUUCGCAGAAGGCCCUCAAGGAGAAAGAGAAAGGAUCCUGGAAGCAGCUGAGCAACGAGGAGAAAGUGGCCCUGUAUCGGAUCAAGUUUCACCAGAGCUAUGCAGAGAUGACCAAGCCCUCUAACGAGUGGAAGACGGUCCUCGGAGGAAUUUUCUUUUUCAUCGGCUGCACGGCAUUGAUUGUCUGGUGGCAACGGGUCCAUGUGUACCCCCCGAAGCCGCACACCUUGACCGAAGAGUGGAAGGCCAAGCAAAUCAAGCGCAUGCUGGACAUGCGCAUGAACCCUGUGGACGGCUUCUCCUCCAAGUGGGAUUACGACAAGAACGAGUGGAAGAAGUAGAGCGUGGAGGCGGAAGUCGGGGAGAGGCAGCCGCGAAUCCUGCACGUUCAAGGCAGAUUUGACCGCCCCGAGGGUGGCAGCCAGGGUGACGCCUCCCACACUGCCUAUGCCCCUACCAGACCCCUUUGGAUCACUUCCCCUUGGCCCGAGCCUUCCCAACUCCACCCAAUGUGCCUUUGCCUUCCUGGAGCUGCAGGAGGAGGUCGGGCAUGUGCACCAGCCAUCUCCGUUCCACUGCAGAGAAACUGGCACAGCCUCUGCCAACCUGGUGCCCCCUGGCUGUUCUGGACUACAGCCCCCGGCAACCCUUGCCAGCACAGCCAGGGUCACCAGGUCAGUCGAGACUGGAUUGGACCUAAGCUUCUUUGCGUGGCCUUUCCAGCGGCUCCUCUUAAGCAGUCUUGCUCUUUCCCUCCAUGCAAUAAAACACUACGUUGUACAUCA
Messenger RNA from Lacerta agilis (Sand lizard), 1150 nucleotides. RefSeq names its product cytochrome c oxidase subunit 4 isoform 1, mitochondrial. The record is from RefSeq and is a predicted model, not a curated record. The transcript has 5 exons. Bases 92 to 706 code for a protein of 204 amino acids. NCBI's taxonomy places the organism in Eukaryota, Metazoa, Chordata, Lepidosauria, Squamata, Lacertidae. Gene Ontology annotation, biological process: mitochondrial electron transport, cytochrome c to oxygen.